UCGCGGGCAGCUAUCGACUUCAGACGCCGGUUUAUCUGCUGACUGGACGGGCCGCUGCCGGGCUGUGCGCUCGCCGCUGAUAACUGCGCUGAUAGCCGCUGCUGAUAGCUGGUGCUGCGAUGGACCGACCGCGCGCUACACUCCUGCUCCAGGGUGCGGUGCUGCUGUGCCUGGUAACGCACGCCGUGCUGCAAGAUGGCGAGCAACAGGCAGGCGGGGACGUUAGCUCGUCGGUCUGCGGCGGUUGUUCGUGCGGGGGCGGCCUGCUGGACUGCUCGGGGCUGCCGCUGGAGGGCGGCGGGGGCGGCUCCUGGUUCUGGCCGCGCUGCGAGUGCGCCGCCGCCUCCAACCUCACGGCCGUCUUCCGCGCCUGCGGCAUCAAGGUGCUGUUCCCGCUUCCGGAGCAGAGGGGGGUCUCCAGCCUGUCGCUGCGUCACAACCGUAUGGUCGACAUACACGACGGAGCCUUCGCCAAACUGCCCGGACUCGUGGAACUGGACCUCAGCCACAAUCUGCUGCAAGUGGAGGACGUGCGGCCGACUGUGCUGCGCGGAGCUUACAGCCCCGCCCGCUACGAGCCGAUGGCGCUGCAGCUGCUGGACCUGUCGUACAACCAGCUGCACUCGCUGGACCCACAGGCCUUCGAGCACUGCCCCAGACUCACGGUGCUCCGACUGGACUACAACCCGCUCAAGGUCAUCGAUGGCCCAACGCUCAGGGCGGUGGGCACGCCUCACCUGCAGGAGCUGGGCCUGGCGGGCGCGCAGCUGUCUGCGGUGCCGCGGCGGCUGCUGGAGCAGCUGGCGUCGCGGCGCUCGCUCCGGGCGCUCCGCCUCAGCGACAACAACCUCACCGCCGUGCCGGACGGCCUGCAGCUGCUCGACGCGACGCUGGAGGAGCUGAACCUGUCGGCGACGCAGCUGGAGCAGCUGGACGACGAGAGCCUGCUGGGGGAGUGGCCGCGCCUGCGCAGUCUGGCGCUCAGCGCUAUGCCGCGCCUGCGCAGACUGGGCCCGCGCGCGCUCUCCUCCCUGACGCAGCUGGAGCAGUUCCUGUGCGCCUUCAACGGCCAGCUGCACGAAGUCCACCCACUCGCCACCGCCGGGCUCGAAAACCUGCGCUGGGUGCGGCUGGACAACAACGCGCUGGAGCGGCUGGGCGCGGACAGCCUGCGCUGGUCGUCCCUGGCUGAGCUCAAGCUGGAGGGCAACCCGUGGCGCUGCGACUGCAGCGCGCUCCAGUGGCUGUCCCAGCAGGCGGCCGACGCCAUCACGGACCAGCCCCGGUGCGGUACUCUCAGCUAGCGGGCGCUAUGAGCAGCGUGACUGGCGGUCCGAUUGCCCCCUGACGUCACCACCUUCCGCGUGAGCCUCCCUUCGCUUUUCGCCGCAUCACUUGUUGUGAACUCUGCGUUGUAAUUCCACUCUAUCAGCGUGUUCAGUGUUUUUUUUUUAUCUGAAAUUCUUAAAAUACUCCCCACCGCAUGGAGGAAGACGGAUAAUCGUGUUCCAUAUUCUGACUGGCUGUGCUACCGAUCGUCCUGAAACACUUUGUAGAACAUGUUUCAUAGCAUAUAACGAGGACGUGCUUCCUGUGAAACCUCUGAGUGCCCCUUGGCCAACAGUUAUUGGAACUGGUGUCCUACACUGACAGAUUUUACUCUUGAAUCCUGACUGCUCAUUAAUUUUCGGAAGAAAUAAUGGAAAACAAAAGUGUGGAAAAAAAUGAAUGAACUGGAGUCAGUACUAAAUAAAUAUACAGCGGUCUUUUUUUAAAAUUUUUUUUAAGCUUGGUACACACCUAGCGACAAAGUCGCACGUUAUUGUAUACGAACAGUCCCAUUGCAUUAUACCGUGACAGUCCCCAUACAAAGUAGCGCUUUCGCAUUUGGAGUAGUUACGCAUUAAGUCAUGGGCAAAUGUUGAAAGAAAUAGUUUACAAAUGUGAUCAAGCGACAAAGAUCAGAUAAACAUCAACAAUGACAGUAGAAAAUGAGAUAUUAUAACAUGAGGUAUCACUAUGCAGAUGAGAACGUAUUAAUUUAGUGAAUGUGUAUACAUUCAUCUUUUAGUCUAAAUUAGAAAUACUACUUAUGUAUGUAUGCAUGUACAAGUAAUAUUUCUCAAUAUACUGCAGGUACCGUGCUGUAUAAAUUGUGGAAUAAAAUGAAAUGUACUUAAUAUUUAAGGAAUGUUCCACCAGUAGGUGGAGGAACAUAGACAUAUUAAA
Schistocerca americana (American grasshopper) is the source of this 2229-nucleotide messenger RNA. Its product is annotated as chondroadherin-like protein. Lineage: Eukaryota; Metazoa; Arthropoda; Insecta; Orthoptera; Acrididae. The transcript has 8 exons. Gene Ontology annotation, molecular function: protein binding. The coding region runs from base 120 to 1304 and encodes 394 amino acids. The record is from RefSeq and is a predicted model, not a curated record.